Molecule: messenger RNA, 6158 nt
Organism: Condylostylus longicornis
Lineage: Eukaryota; Metazoa; Arthropoda; Insecta; Diptera; Dolichopodidae
Product: diacylglycerol kinase eta
Exons: 13
Coding region: 130-5745 (1871 amino acids)
Biological process (GO): lipid phosphorylation; intracellular signal transduction; diacylglycerol metabolic process
Molecular function (GO): ATP-dependent diacylglycerol kinase activity; protein binding
Source: RefSeq, a predicted model, not a curated record
AUAAUAAAAAAAUUUUAAUAUACGAGCUAAAGGGUUAAUAAUAACAAACAAAUAAAUAAAAUUAAAGAAAAGAGAAAAAAAAUAAGACUAAAUUUUUUGUAAUUUUUUUUUUUUUUUUGUUAUUUUGAAAUGUCAAAUUCAAAACGACUUGAUUUUAAAGAGAAUAUAAGACGACCAUUGUCUUCAUUUAGUACAAUUGAUACAUUAACUGUACAUUCAGCAUGUACAUCAGCAGCAACAACACCAGUUUCAAGUAAUGUAUCUGGAACUGAAGAAUCAUCUGAGGAAUCUGAAAAUGAACAAGAACCAGCAAAAAUAUUUCAUCGACGUGUGUCAACAAAACGUGAUGUUAGAAGCUCUGUUGCAAUUAAAGAAGGUUAUUUAAUGAAACAAACAUGGUCAUUUCAAAGAUGGCGACAACGUUAUUUUCGAUUAAAACGUGGUAAAUUAUAUUAUGCCAAGGCACCUAAGAGUGAUGUCUUUGACGAAAUCGAUUUAUCUGAUGUUUGCUGUGCUGAAUGUGGUACAAAAAACGUAAACCAUAGUUUUCAAGUAAUAACUCCAACUCGUUCGCUCGUAUUGUGUGCAGAAUCACGCCGUGAAAUGGAAGACUGGUUAUCAGCACUUAAAACUGCAUCUUCUCGUGAAUAUUUUGAAUCAGGCUUGGAACAACAUGACUUUCUGUCAAAUCAUCAUCAUUGGUAUGCGACAUCGCAUGCUAGACCAACAUACUGUAACGUAUGUCGUGAUGCCUUAUCGGGAGUAACUUCUCACGGUUUAUCAUGCGAAGUAUGCAAAUGCAAAGUACACAAAAGAUGCGCAGCAAAAGCAAUUGCAAAUUGCAAAUGGACAACUUUGGCAACAGUGGGAAAGGAUAUUAUCGAAGACAAAGAUGGCAGUAUUAUUAUGCCACAUCAAUGGAUGGAAGGAAAUUUGCCUGUUGCAUCAAUAUGUUCAAUAUGCAAGAAAACUUGUGGAUCUGUGCUACGUCUACAAGAUUGGAGAUGUUUAUGGUGUCGGGCAACUGUACAUACAGCAUGCCGGCCACAAAUGCCUGUACAAUGUCCAUUGGGACCAGCUAAAGUUUCUGUUGUACCGCCAACUAGUGUACAUUCGAUUGGUAUCGAUGAAGCCUGGGAUGUUAUUAGUCCUAAAGGAAAUUUUUCUCCUUUAUUAGUUUUCGUUAAUUCAAAAUCUGGUGACAAUCAAGGUGUAAAAUUUUUAAGACGCUUCAAACAAUUAUUAAAUCCGGCACAGGUAUUUGAUUUAAUAUCAACCGGGCCUAGUUUAGGUUUAAGAUUAUUUCGACAUUUCGAACUAUUUCGUAUAUUAGUGUGCUCGGGGGAUGGUUCUGUUGGCUGGGUAUUAAGUGAAAUCGAUCGUUUUGAUAUGCAUAAGCAAUGUCAGGUGGCAGUCCUACCUCUUGGAACUGGAAAUGAUUUGGCACGUGUACUUGGUUGGGGUUCGUCAUGCGAUGACGAUGCGCAUUUACCACAAAUUUUAGAACGUUAUGAAACAGCGAGUGUAAAAAUGCUAGAUCGUUGGAGUAUAAUGGUAUUCGAAAAAGCAAUACCUGUAAAAACACCGAAAAUGUCAUUACAAAAUCCACAAGAAGUUUUAUUAACUGGUUUUGUGGAAUCGGCGAAUUGGCAUUUACAAUCAAUUGUUGAAGCUGAUGAUUUCCAAGUGGUAGUUAAAUCAACGAAUAUAUUAUGUGAAACUGUAAACGACUUAUUAAAUAAAAUAUGCGAAAAUAAACGUGAUGAUGAAGGCUUACAACUAAAAUGUGAUAUUUUACGUCAAAAAUUAAGUAUGCUAUUUGAAGCAUUAAAAGAAUGUGAAUCCGGUGAAUAUGGUGGCGAUGAUCUAGUACAAACACUAAAUAAUUUAACAGCAAGACGCCGCAGUUCUGUUCAUUUACGCAGAGCAUCAAUUGAUUUAUUACUAUCCAAUUCCCCACAAACGCUUCUUAAUCCGCCUUCAAUGGAAAAAAAUGAAAAAGACAAAUUGAAUUCGAAGGAAAGACGUAAUAGUCGUGCCUUACGUUCCACGGAGAAGGAAGCAUUACAUAGUCGUGCUAAUAGUAUAAAACGUGCAAUUUAUAGUGUUGUUGAGCAUGGAGAGCAAGGGCGACCAAAACGUUAUCAAAGAAAAUUAUCAAUCACACCAUUUGAAGCAUUAAAAAUUAAUCAAGCAUCAUCUCAUGAAACAUCUCCUUGUACAUCACCGCACCCUAUACCGCCUAUUAAUAUUAUAUCACCAUCUGUGUCUACAACUCGCUUAACAUGCAUAUCUCCCUAUCCAGAAACUGACCGUAGAGAAUCAGUAGAGGAUGCUUUUUUUACAAGUUUAAAUAUUCCAGUACCAUCUCAAUUUGCAGAUAGUCGAAGAAGUUCUGGCGUUCCAGAAACUGUAAAGGAAAUUGAAGAAAACGGGAAAUAUUUACUAAACGAAGAUAAUCUUAUACAAUCAACUGAAGAUGGAACUCGCAAUCGUACAAUCACUAAAAAUGAUUCGGAAGAUACAACGGCUCCUACCGAUGUUACAUUAAGUUCUGAAAAACAGCCUCGUUUUUUACAUGUACCAAUUAUACCUAACAUUAUCGAGCCUCCUGUAGAUCCUUUGGGUGCCUUUAGACCAAUUGAAGUAUUCGAAAGAAAUUUAUACAUGAACUAUGAUAGUGAGUCACAGGUUCUUAAAUAUGAAACAACAACUACAAGUACAACUGUAACAUCGGUAGAUGGAGAUGGAGAUACUGAAUUAUCAACAACAUUACAGGUACCAAAAUUAUUGUCCCCGAUUCCCAUUACGAAUGUUAAUAACACUAGUAGUUGUGGUGGUGGUGUUGAAAUUAAUAAUUUACAAAGCAAUAAUAUAUACACAAGUGAAGCAAUUACUAUUAUUGACACAGAUCUUAUACCAGAACAAUCAUCAUCCGAGGAAAUUCAAGGUGAAGCUAGUGAUAUUAUUUCUGGAAUGAGCAAUGAAGAAUUUAGCAUGCAGUCAGAAAUUGUAGAAAAACAAAAUACUGAAUCAUAUCACCAUGGAAAUGAGUUAUCACAACAUACUACAUUCCAUGUGGCAGAUAUUAUUCAAGAUCCCUCGACAGAUCGUUUAACUCACAUUGAUUCUCCAGAAACCAGUGAUGAAACAGAAGCAAUGCAAGGCGAAAGUUUAAUGGAUGAUAUCAGUUCAGUACUUGCUCAUGAUAUGAUUGGAGCUCUGCAAGACAACACAAUUACAGAAGAUACAACAACUAUUUGUUCCGGAGAAAUUAUAAAGGCCCACAAAAAAUUAUCAAUUAGAAGAAAAUCAUCUCCACCGCGAAUCAUUCGAAUGGAUAGCGAUGAAAAUCCGGCACAAUUUGGAUUUGAAAAUAUAGUUUUUGAAAUAGACAAUCGUUGCGAAGACCGAAAAUUAAGACAAGAACCAAUUCGUUAUUGUAGUUUAGCUAAAUUUGUUGAAGGCAACGAUAUAGCUCGUAAAAGUUUCAAAAAAGCACAUCGAAGUAAAUCUGUUGGUUAUGUUAAACCAAUUUUAAAAACUGAAGAAGAUGAUAGCAAUAAGAAACCAAUUAUAUCAUCACCUAUUACAAUUCAACUACAGGGUUCUCAUUCAGAUCUCUCGGAAACAGAAACAAUUAUACACUCGGUUCCUCAUCGAAAGGAAUCAUCUCCAAGACAAUUAAUUAAUCCUGAAGUUAAAAGAAUAACAUUCGAUGAGUCCUGUAAAAAGGAGUCAUUAGACGAUGAAGACCCUAAGAAUCCAGGUAUAAGUGUAAUCGUCAGACCGCCAACACCAUUACGGGGUGAUAAAAUAAAUCCACUAGCGACAUUAACUGUAAAACCAGUUGAAAUACGUAGGCAUUCAAGUCAUUCCCCCAGCUUAACUGUUAAAGAAUAUGAUAAAGAAUUGGAUAGACGACAUUCUGGUGCAACACCAAAUUUAUUGACACUAGACCCAGAGCAUGCACGUUUUUUAAGUUGCUCUCCAGCAGCAACUAGAAGAAUAAGUUGUGGAAGUCUCUUUAAGCUAAAUGAAGGGAUACCUACUAUAGGACUUGGUGGAUCAAAAUCCAGUCUUUUCAUGGGAUCAAGGCCAAGUAUAUUUGGUGGUGAUUCUAAAGAUCAUGAUAGCAAAGAGGAUAAAUACAAGGAUAAGAAUGAACCAAGGAACAAAAAAAUGCCAAUUAUUAAUCCACUUGUUCGACUACCAGCGUGGCCAAAUAUAACCGGAGGUACUGGUUUCAUAUCAAAAUGUUUGCUGGCAAAUGCAGAUACUCUAUGUGCAGCUGUGAGCCCACUAAUGGAUCCAGAUGAGACACUCUUAGAAGGAUAUCAUGAAAAAUGUGUGAUGAACAACUAUUUUGGAAUUGGAAUUGAUGCAAAAAUAUCACUAGAUUUCCAUAACAAACGUGAAGAACACCCAGAGAAAUGUCGUUCAAGAGCUAAAAAUUAUAUGUGGUACGGUGUAUUAGGAUCAAAGCAGCUUUUGCAAAAGACCUACAAAAAUUUGGAACAAAGAGUUCAGCUAGAAUGCGAUGGUCAAAGAAUACCCUUACCAUCGUUACAAGGAAUUGUUGUUUUAAAUAUACCAAGUUUUAUGGGUGGUACUAAUUUUUGGGGUGGUACCAAACAAGAUGAUAUAUUUUUGGCACCAUGUUUUGACGAUCGUAUUCUUGAAGUUGUAGCAGUUUUUGGCUCUGUUCAAAUGGCAGCCUCUCGCCUUAUUAAUUUACAACAUCAUCGAAUCGCACAAUGUCAAAGUGUUCAAAUUAAUAUACUCGGUGAUGAAGAAGUACCAAUUCAAGUUGAUGGUGAAGCAUGGUUACAACCACCAGGAAUGAUACGUAUAAUACAUAAAAAUCGUAUACAAAUGUUAUGUAGAAACCGAUCUUUAGAAAUAUCAUUAAGACAAUGGCAAGAUAAGCAACGUGCUCAUAGUAUAUCAAUACAACGUGAUCAACCAUCAACUAUUUCUGAUUUAGGUAGUUCAAUAAGCGGUGGAACUGAAGAUUUAUUCUCAGAACAAGAAAGUUAUAUUUUAUUGAAUUUUAUUGAAGCAGUUAGCUCAUUAGUUAAAUGGGUUAAAUUCUUAAUAAUAUCACAUCCAUCCUUUGAACCAGGUUUAUAUGAAAUAGCAUGUAAAACAGCUGAUACAUUGGAAGCACUACAUCCAAAUGGUAAACUAAUAGAGGGUCCAGAUUUACGUAUUAAAUUAGCGAUUGUUGUUGAUACAUCGAAACAUUUAUAUUUAGAAGCUUGUUCUCUUUUACGUGAUCGAGGGCAAAGCUUAGUAUUACGUGAAGAUUUAGAAUCAAAAUUAAGUUUAUCGUUAGCUAAUAUGGAAAUGGAAUUACGAAGAUGUAUAAUACAAAAAUGUGCUGAUGGUAAAACUAGAGUAUUUUUCAAUGUUUUAGCACCACCGGAAGAGCCUGAUACCCGUAAAAAAUCUAAACCAUUCUGGUUACGUUUCCGUGGUGGAACUGCAGCUGGUGGAAGUGGAUCACAACUUAAAUCGAUAACAAAUACAAGAGAUUCUGUUAAUAAUUGGGGUGUUAAUGAAGUUGUUACAUGGUUAGAAACUAUGCAAUUAUCUGAAUAUGUUGAAAGUUUCAUGAAAAAUGAUGUACGUGGCAAAGAAUUAUUAACGUUAGGGCGACGAGAUUUAAAAGAUUUAGGUGUAGUUAAAGUUGGACAUGUUAAACGUAUAUUACAAGCAAUUAAAGAUUUAGGAGAAAAUUAAUUUUAAUUAAAAAAACUGAACUAAAAAAUAAAGCAAAUAUAAGUUCAAAUAUUUUAUUUAUUUUAUUUAAAUUUUUAAUUAAAUCUUUAUAAUUAUAUACGUGUAUAAUAAAUUUAAAUAUAUUAUUGAAAUCAAAACAAUCAUUCAAUUUAAUUUUAGUUUAUUUUAAGAUUAAAAGAAAAUUUAACUAAUUAAAAAAUCAAAAAUUUGUGUACAAUUCCACCGAGUAUCUUUGAAAUAAUAAUUAUGAAAGGCAAUAUAAUAUUAUAUUACAAAAAGAAAUAAAAAACAAAAUUGUAUUAAAUAAAGAAAUAAAAAUAUCCAAUGAAAUAAGAUUGAUUAAUUAUUAAGAUUUCAUGUUAAUUGUUUUCUAUUUUAUAUUUAUUAAUUUUCAAUAAAAAAUUUGUAUUUUG